Molecule: messenger RNA, 1530 nt
Organism: Closterium sp. NIES-65
Lineage: Eukaryota; Viridiplantae; Streptophyta; Zygnematophyceae; Desmidiales; Closteriaceae
Source: the annotation of a GenBank genome assembly
AUGGCUACCCCCAGUGUCCUUACUUUUGAUGCUGAGGGCCGUGCCGUUGACUUUGAGGUCUGGGUCGAUGACCUCCAGCUGUUCCUCCAGUGCGAUAGGGCAGACGGCCUCUCUCUGUUCGACCUCACCUCUGGUGCCUCCCCUGCCCCGCCUGCUACUGCUGACAGCACUGUGGACUGGCUGAGGCAGCAAGGCGUGGCAGAGGGCAUCCCGUUGUUCAACGCGCGCCUGCAGGCGCUGCUGGCAGGCAGGCGGCGAUCCGGCAUGGUGGCGGGCAUUGCAGCGAUCAUGGAUGAAAUGCGGAGCAAGGGCUUCACCCCCAUUACAAUCACAUUCAACAUCAUCCUGGCGGGACUCGGCAGGGCCGGGCAGCUCAAAGAAAUGGAGUACUACCUCGGGCAGAUGGAAAAUUACAAUCUGACCCCGGAUCUGGCAACAAUGAACGCGCUGAUCUCAGCUUAUGUCUCCCAUGGGGAGCCAGAGAAGGCACUAGAGUGGGAGAGAAGAUUAAAGACGUCGGGAGCGGGCCCUGACAGAGGCACGUAUGCUGCUAUGCUGAAGGCGUAUGGGCAGAGCGGGCAGGUGGAUAAGCUGGAGGCGACUUGGAGUGAGCUGCUUGCAUCAAAUGUGCCGAUGACAAGGAUGCUAAACAAGGCGUGCAUAGAGGGCUUUGGACUUCGCUCCUCCAUUCACACGUCCUGUCUCUUUUCUCUCUUCUCCCUUCCCAUCCGCCCCUCCCAUCCGCCCCUCCCAUCCGCUCCUCCCAUCCGCUCCUCCCACCCCCUGCCCUGCAGGAUGCUGCACAAGGCGCGCAUAGAGGGCUAUGGGCUGGCGGGUGAUGUUGGCAAGGCAGAGCAGGGCUAUGGGCUGGCGGGUGAUGUUGGCAAGGCGGAGAAGGUGAGGGGGAAGGGGGGUGGGUUAGGGGGAAGGGGCGCGUUUCAAGAGCUGAAGGUGCAGCAGGCCCCAGUGACCGAGACGUUCAAUUCUCUGGUAUUCGCCUACGCACACAACCACCUCUUCCCCAAGGCCAAAGACACCAUUCUCCACAUGGACGCAGCCGGCAUGCGCCCCGACGGCAUCACCUUCCUGCACCUCCUCCGCGGCUACCUCUCCGCCAACCAGAUCGACAAUGCAGUUACUACGUUACACGAUGCGGUGGCGGCCGGUGCGCACAGGGCGCGGAUGAAGCUGCCGUUUCACGCGUUUGCGGAGGUGCUGGGGGGGUUUGUGGAGGCGGGGGAGGUGGGGAAGGUGCGAGAGCUGGUGGGGCUCGCACGGACAAUGUAUCGCACCGAUUCAAACCUCUUCAACUCGAUUCUCACGGCCAUUGUGAACGACUGGAGGAGGAGGGGAGCUGGAGCAGGAGUGGAGGCGGGAAGCGGGGAGUUUGCGAGUGAGGUGCGGGGGGUGUUGGAAGAAAUGAAUGAUGCAGGGGUGAAGGCUAAUGCUGCGACAGAGGAGAUCUUGCACCCGCUGGGACUCAGCAAUCUGAUAGACGAGGUUGGGCUUGUUCGGGCGGGCGGGUUUUGA